AUGUCUCAAACACCAGACGAGCAGCUUCCUGCCCUCCCGGCGGAUGUGACCCCCAACUGGCUGGGAUCGAAGCUGGGGCACAGCAUCAAGUCCGUCGAAAACACGCACAACAUCUGGGGCACGGGCAGCAAGCUGUUCUACAACAUCACGUACGAGGAUGAGAGUAGCAACGGGGACAGGCCGACGCAUGUCUGCGUCAAGGGCGUCUUCAGCUCCGAAAUGAUUGAGGCGCAACCGUGGACCGUUAGCUUGGCGCAACGCGAGGCCGACUUCUUCUCCAAGGUAGCGCCCAACGUCAAGAACAUGAUUUAUCCCAAGGGCUGGUGGAGCGGGACGAGUGAGAAGCAGGGCAUUUCCAUCAUGAGCGACCUAACUAAGGAGGGCUGCACUUUCCCCGUCGAGGUCGCCUCGUAUCCGGUCGAGAAGGUCAUGAACGGUGUUGAACAGCUGGCAGGUCUGCAUGCGCAGUACUGGGGCCAGAGCCAGGAAGAUCAUCCCUGGAUCUGGAACAACUACGACCCGGCCAUGAAGUUCAUGUGCACACCAUGGGACGAGGUGGUGCGGGCCCCGGGCCGACCGCGGCUGCCUGCGUACCUGAUGGACGGCGGGCGCUGCAAUAAGGCGCUGGAUCGGUACUUCGCCGAGCGCAACCCCCGGUUCCGCACGCUGUUACAUGGCGACACGCACGUCGGCAACGUCUAUUUCACAGGGGAAGGCCGCAUCGGGUUCCUGGACUGGUCGGCCUUCCACUUCGGCUCGUGUUUCCAUGACGUCGUCUACCACAUGACGGCCAUGCUGAGCGUCGAGGACCGCCGCGCCCACGAGAUGGAGGUUCUCGACCGCUACCUCGACGCGCUUCACCGCCUCGGUGGGCCGCGUUUCGACCGCCAUGGCGACCCGGAGGUCAUGCUUGAGUACCGCCGCUCCUUCAUGACCAACGUGAUAUGGCUCAUCUGUCCCGACGGCCUGCAGUCCAAGGAGCGCGUCGCGGUCCUGUGUGAGCGCACCGUUGCUGCGUAUGACGACCACAAGGUUAUUGAUGUUAUCCUUGGCCAGCCAACACCUACUGCUUCUUGA
Colletotrichum graminicola M1.001 is the source of this 1077-nucleotide messenger RNA. Its product is annotated as aminoglycoside phosphotransferase. The coding region runs from base 1 to 1077 and encodes 358 amino acids. NCBI's taxonomy places the organism in Eukaryota, Fungi, Ascomycota, Sordariomycetes, Glomerellales, Glomerellaceae. The record is from RefSeq and is a predicted model, not a curated record. The transcript is spliced from 2 exons.